GACAACAUGUCCGGUCUCGAAGUUGCAGGUGUAGUAUUAGGGGCCAUUCCCCUUGUUAUAUCUGCACUAGAGCAUUACGGCGACGGCAUCCGGACGAUGAAGAACAUGAGAAACUACGCCAUCGUGUUCGACGACUAUAGUACUCAGCUUGAUGCAUCUAUUGGCAUAUAUACGAACACAUGCUACGAGUUGCUUGGCCCGUUGAACCUCCCAGACAGCCAGAUGAAAGCUCUACUAAGCGAGCGUCGAGCGGAAGCUUGGGCAGACAAGGAUUUGCAAGUCGCACUCAAAUCCCGCUUAGGUGACAAUCAUCAUAGAUACGCGUCGCUGCAAAACAAAUUGAACAAACGCAUCGUUCUCUUCUGCGAAAAGCUGAAGUUGGGGAGGAAUGGCGAACCACCAUGGAUUUCAGGAGACGGAACCGUGGACGAGAAGGCCCGCAAGAAGUUUUUUAAAAGCUUCUGGCUGAAGACAAGAGGUGGUUUCAACACUGAAAAAUAUGGGUCUCUGCUCGCAGACAUUGAUCGUGAUAUCGAGAAGCUUUCGAAAUUGACCAGCGGCGCCAUACAGCUUGAGCCAAUAAAGACGGAGAAGAGAAACAGAAGCCAGUCUGCAUACUGGCAGAAUAUCCGGGAUCAGGCUCAACGUCUUUUCGAUAGCCUCAGUUCACGGUUUUCACCAUGCUCUUGCACGCACCCUCACCAAGCCAACCUGCGUUUGGAUAUUCGGAGAAGCCAAGGAGUGGACAACGCGACAAGAUUUGCUUUUUUAUUGACGUUUGAGAAGACACUCCCAUCUGGUCUGUCACCCCCAUGGGAUUGGAGAGACAUUGAAAUCGAGUGUUCCCAGCCAACUUCAGUUACCGUCGGCUCACUUCAAGUCGAGACGCCAGGAAAGAAAACCGCACGUUUCGCGCCAGCCAUAACUGUAUCACCCUCAUCUCAACCCCCAAAUACGCGUUCACCCUCGCCAGGGCUCACUAAAAUUAUCGAUAGUCUUUGCAGGGCAUUGUCGGUAGCUCAUCAACAGGAUGGGUGUCUGGGGGUACUUGAGGAUGACACCUGUCAACAUCAUGUAUACUCAGUGACCGGACCUGGCUCAGAAGCUCUGAUAUCGGAAGCGACUUCGAUGAACGAUAUAAUAAAUGCCGCUCAAAAUAUCGUACCCCGUCAAAAGUGCAUGUUGGCGUUGACUCUUGCGUCGUCUGUGCUACAAUUGCAUGAUACUCCCUGGCUUCCGCGCGCCUGGGAGACAAAAGACAUAUUCUUCCUCAAGACCCACAGCGGUAGCAUGAUUCCCUCGCAAUUCUACGUUUCACAAACGUUCACAUCAGCUUCGCAAGUUGCCGCUGCCGCCAAACGACGCCGGCUAGUGAACAACGAGACAGUCUUUGCCCUUGGAGUCGCCCUCCUAGAACUGGCCCACGGUGCUCCUAUUCUGUCGUUUAAGGAACCGGGUGAUCUCAAUGAGGAUGGUAAAGAAGACAGCAUGACGGAAGUCACAAUUGCAUCCCGGCUGGCGAGACAACUGAACAGUUACGAAUCGGAGAAUUAUGCGCGAGCAGUGCUGAGGUGUAUUACGUGUACGUUCGAUACGUUUGCGUCUGAUUUUACCGAUCAGGAAUUCCGAGAAGCCUUUUUCCAGGCUGUUGUUGUCCCUCUACAAGAAGAUUAUGAACAUGCAACAGGAAAGAAAUUAUAG
Messenger RNA from Periconia digitata, 1701 nucleotides. The record is from the annotation of a GenBank genome assembly. Lineage: Eukaryota; Fungi; Ascomycota; Dothideomycetes; Pleosporales; Periconiaceae.